Salvia miltiorrhiza (redroot sage) is the source of this 1945-nucleotide messenger RNA. RefSeq names its product pyruvate decarboxylase 1-like. The transcript is spliced from 5 exons. Bases 33 to 1811 code for a protein of 592 amino acids. Lineage: Eukaryota; Viridiplantae; Streptophyta; Magnoliopsida; Lamiales; Lamiaceae. The record is from RefSeq and is a predicted model, not a curated record. Gene Ontology annotation, molecular function: thiamine pyrophosphate binding; carboxy-lyase activity; magnesium ion binding.
CCACAACCACAACCACAUUCUUCCCUAUCGCCAUGGACACUACCCUAAGCUCCAUCGACUCAUGCAAACCGGGGGGGUCCCACCACGGCCCCCCUGCGGCCCCCGACGCCACCCUCGGCCGCCACGUGGCCCGCCGCCUCGUCCAGAUCGGCGUGGAGGACGUCUUCACCGUCCCGGGCGACUUCAACCUCACCCUCCUCGACCACCUCAUCGCCGAGCCCGGCCUCACCAACGUCGGCUGUUGCAACGAGCUCAACGCCGGCUACGCGGCCGACGGCUACGCCCGUGCCCGCGGCGUCGGCGCCUGCGUCGUCACCUUCACCGUCGGCGGCCUCAGCGUCAUCAACGCCAUCGCCGGCGCCUACAGCGAGAAUCUCCCCGUGAUCUGCAUCGUCGGAGGCCCCAACACCAACGACUACGGCACUAAUCGGAUCCUCCAUCACACCAUCGGCUUGCCCGAUUUCAGCCAGGAGCUUAAAUGUUUCAAACCAGUCACGUGCUAUCAGGCUGUUGUGAAUAACUUGGAUGAUGCACACGAACAAAUUGAUAGAGCCAUCUCCAUCGCUCUUAUGGAGAGCAAACCAGUCUACAUUAGCAUCAGCUGCAAUUUGCCUGGUUUGCCUCAUCCUACAUUUGCUAGAGACCCUAUCCCUUUCGCUCUCUCACCAAGAUCAAGCAACAAGCUCGGGCUAGAGGCUGCGGUGAACGCGGCGGCAGAGUUCCUAAACAAGGCGGUGAAGCCGGUGAUGAUCGGGGGGCCGAAGCUCCGGCUGGCCAAGGCCGGGCGGGCGUUCGUGGAGCUGGCGGACGCCUGCGGCUAUGCGGUGGGGGUGAUGCCGUCGGCCAAGGGGCUGGUGCCGGAGCACCACCCCCGCUUCAUCGGGACCUACUGGGGGGCGGUGGGGACGCCCUUCUGCGGCGAGAUUGUGGAGUCCGCCGACGCCUACCUCUUCGCGGGCCCCAUCUUCAACGACUACAGCUCGGUGGGAUACUCCCUCCUCCUGAAGAAGGAGAAGGCCAUCAUCGUGCAGCCCGACCGCGUGGUCAUCGGCAGCGGCCCCGCCUUCGGCUGCGUGCUGAUGAAGGAUUUCCUGCAGGAGCUGGCCAAGAAAGUCACCAAAAACACCACCGCCUUCGACAACUACAAGAGGAUCUACGUGCCGGAGGGCCACCCCCCGAAAAGCGAGCCCAAGGAGCCCUUGAGGGUCAAUGUGCUCUUCCAGCACGUGCAGAAGAUGCUCACGGCGGAUACCGCCGUCAUCGCCGAGACCGGCGACUCCUGGUUCAACUGCCAGAAACUCAAAUUGCCGGAAGGAUGCGGUUGGUAUUCUAGGUAUGAAUUCCAGAUGCAGUAUGGAUCAAUCGGGUGGUCGGUGGGGGCUACCUUAGGGUACGCGCAGUCGGUGCCGAAGAAGCGCGUGAUCUCCUGCAUCGGCGACGGGAGUUUUCAGGUGACGUGUCAGGACGUAUCGACGAUGAUAAGAUGCGCGCAGAAGAGCAUCAUUUUCCUAAUCAACAACGGCGGUUACACAAUCGAGGUAGAGAUCCACGACGGGCCGUACAACGUGAUUAAGAACUGGAACUACACGGGAUUGGUUGAUGCGAUCUGGAACGGCGAGGGCAACUGCUGGACUACUAAGGUGCAGUGUGAGGAGGAGCUGGUUGCGGCGAUUGAGACGGCGAUGGGGGAGAAGAAGGAUUGCCUGUGCUUUAUUGAAGUGAUUUGCCACAAGGAUGAUACGAGCAAGGAGCUGCUGGAGUGGGGAUCCAGGGUCUCCGCCGCCAACAGCCGCCUUCCCAACCCGCAAUAGCUUCCUAGUCACAGAAUAAUAAUUUAAUUACUUAUUCCAUUUCGAUGCUAACAUUCUUUCAGGAAGAUUAUUUAUGAAUAACCCACACUUUUUAAGUUCAACCAUCGAAAAUAAAGGUCUCAAGUUAUUUGAAA